UUUCCUUUUUCCUUUUUUCAAGAACAAUCAUAAUCUUGAACAACUCAAAAAAAAAAAAAAAUCUCCAUUUUCGUUUCUUUCUUCCGUAUCAUCAUCAUCAUCUUGAAGAACUAAAACACAGUAAAAAACAAUGGCUCCAACGCCAUCUUCUUCUUCGAAACUAAACCAAACCCAGAUGAGAACACCUCAAUCCAAACACCGUCUCAACUUCACUUCAACAAGAAACAACCCAGCAAUUGAACAACACCCACCGGGGGAACACCCGGUGGAAGUAAUCGGCAGGAUAAGGAACUAUCCCGGCGAGCAAAAAGACAAAAACCCCAUCUCCUAUCUCCAUAUAAAUCCCGAUAACAAGACUCUCCGUGUGAGGGCUGAUAUUGGGUAUCGGGAUUUUACCCUAGAUGGGAUUUCUUCUUCAGAAGAAGAGGAUCUUGAUACUUUUUAUAAAAAGUUUGUUCAGUCGAGAAUCAAUGGGGUUAAAAUGGGAGCUAAGUGUACGAUUAUGAUGUACGGACCUACCGGUGCCGGGAAGAGUCACACGAUGUUUGGGUGUUUGAAGCAGCCUGGGAUAGUUUAUAGGUCUUUGAAAGAUAUAUUGGGAGAUGUUGGGGAAGAUGACAGUGGAGGAACUUUUGUUCAAGUUACUGUUUUGGAGAUUUAUAAUGAGGAAAUUUAUGAUCUUUUGUCUAGUAAUGGUGGAGGUGGUUUUGGAAUUGGAUGGCCUAAAGGCAAUGGAUCUAAGGUGAAACUGGAAGUAAUGGGAAAGAAAGCAAAGAAUGCUACUUUCCUCUCAGGAAGUGAAGCUGGAAAGAUUUCAAAAGAGAUUCAGAAAGUAGAGAAGAGAAGAAUUGUUAAAAGUACACUCUGUAAUGAUAGAAGUUCUAGAAGUCACUGCAUGAUAAUUCUUGAUGUUCCAACUGUUGGAGGAAGGCUUAUGCUUGUGGACAUGGCAGGUUCUGAAAAUAUUGAUCAAGCUGGUCAAGUUGGAUUUGAGGCAAAAAUGCAGACUGCAAAGAUAAACCAGGGAAACAUUGCACUUAAAAGAGUUGUUGAAUCCAUUGCAAAUGGAGAUUCUCAUGUGCCUUUCAGAGAUAGUAAGUUGACAAUGUUGCUCCAGGAUUCAUUUGAGGAUGAUCAGUCAAAGAUUUUAAUGAUACUUUGUGCUAGUCCAGAUCCUAAAGAGAUGCAUAAGACAAUUUGCACCCUUGAAUAUGGAGCAAAAGCAAAGUGUAUUGUAAGGGGGCCUCAUACACCAUUGAAGGACAAAAAUGAUGAUUCUGCAUCAGCUGUUAAUUUAGGAUCCAGGCUUGCAGCAAUGGACCAGUUCAUAAAUAAACUACAGAUGGAGAACAAACAGAGAGAAAGAGAGAGAAAUGAGGCACAUAAAGCGCUUGUGAAGAAAGAGGAAGAAGUUGCAGCGCUUCGAUCCCUUCUGGAAGUGAAGGGUUCGGGUUCUGGUGUGACUGAAGAUGAAAUCAACUCGAAGGUAAAUGAACGAACACAGAUGUUAAAACUUGAGUUGGAGAAGAAACUGGAUGAAUGUAGGCGAAUGGCUGAGGAGUUUGUUGAAAUGGAAAGGAGAAGAAUGGAGGAAAGAAUCCUGCAACAGCAAGAAGAAGUCGAGAUGCUAAGAAAGCGGUUGCAAGAGAUAGAAUUUGAGUUAUGCAGUUCAAGGGAUGGUAAUGUUGAGGAGAAUGAAUCAACCAAUGAGUUGGAUGGAAGCAGUUUUGCUAAAAGGCUAGUUGGGAUUUAUGGUGAUGAGGCUCCGGGGAUGGUUAUGUCGAUGGAGCUGGACAUGACUGAUCCUGAACCAUUUGUUCAUGAUGUGAAACAAAUGGACAAAGCUGUGAAUCAAGCCGAUCCUUGGUCUGCAAAACAUGAUGGCUUUGCCCCACAGUUUGGUGCAAAACUAGGCCUAACCACUGUAUAUGAAGAAGAAGAGACAGAAGAGGAGAAUGAAGUGGAGAAGGUGAUAAUAGAGGAAAAAAGGGUAUGCUCGAACGAGAAAGAUUUCAAAUCGACACCUGAACAGUCGGAUUCUGAAACAGACUCUUUGAGACUUCUAAGAAUCCAAAACAUCUUUACACUUUGUGGGAACCAAAGAGAGCUUUCUCAACAAAUCAGAACUCCAACACCUGCAAAAGCAGCCAUAACUGAAACCAUUGAUCCUCAUUGGUCCUCGGUUAUGGUAGCUUCAGAUAAUGAUUCUGUUGUGAAAAGUUUGAACAAGGAAAACUCAGGUGCUUUAAUGGCAGCAUCCUUAAAGGAGAACCAAAACCCCUCUACUGACUGCACUGAUGGUCAGAUUGAUGUUUAUGUGAAAUGGGAAGCAUCUAAGGAAAAUCCUGGAAAGUUUAUCACAACAUUGAAGGUUAUAAAGGAUGCAACACUCGCGGAUCUCCGGAAGUUGAUCGAUAUCUAUCUCGGUGCAGAUAAUCAAGCAUUCACUUUUCUAGUGCUUGGGGAUCCGACCGGGGCGCCCGUGCCAAAAGAGAAUGAAGCCAUUGUUAAGGCAAGUAAACUGCCAAUAUGCAACAAUGGGCAUCUGGCUUGCUUAAGGCCAGCAAAGGGUCUGCAGAUAACUAAUCAUCUCCCCUUGAGUCCACUACAAUUGACUCCACUACCAUUGACUCCUCUGGAAAACAAGCUUCCACUCACCACAAGCACUCGCUUGUCAAACCAAGGUGAUGAUUUAUCACCUAAGCUAUCACCUCAUCUCAGUUCCACUCCCUUUAUUACUGCUCGAAGAUGGUAGGAUCGAUAUUUGCCUAUUUUUUGUUCAGUUGAAAUCUCAAGUGCAGCAUGAGUAUACAUAUACUCUUCCAUUGUGUAUAACAUCAAUGUGUAAUAUCAUUAAGUGUGUCUUCUUCUGGUUAUGGAUUUAAACUCAAUUUCCAAUGUCUUUUUUCUUUUA
Gossypium raimondii (Peruvian cotton) is the source of this 2914-nucleotide messenger RNA. RefSeq names its product kinesin-like protein KIN-10A. Gene Ontology annotation, molecular function: ATP binding; microtubule binding; ATP hydrolysis activity. The record is from RefSeq and is a predicted model, not a curated record. Lineage: Eukaryota; Viridiplantae; Streptophyta; Magnoliopsida; Malvales; Malvaceae. Gene Ontology annotation, cellular component: microtubule; kinesin complex. The transcript has 5 exons. Gene Ontology annotation, biological process: microtubule-based movement. Bases 131 to 2755 code for a protein of 874 amino acids.